UGACAGAUUCUCAGAAUACUUUCAUCUGUGUAUCGUAUGGCUGUGAUCGUUUAAGAAAAUGUUAUACGUACAAUCAAACUUCAAAGUGCAAUCAAAAUUUAUUGUCUAAUGUCUUUUCAUACUCAGUACAUACCUCUGUUUUGAAAAAUAUUAUUAAAUAAUUAAUAUAAGUUAAAAAAAAUACAUUAGUGGUUACGUGGUACUAUAUAAGAAAUAUACCCUGAAACCGUGCACGGCUGUCUAAUCUUGUAACGACAAUAAAAAAAUUGAAAUGUGAUUAAUUUACUGAAUCCAGAUGGUUUUAAUAAAGACGUUAUAAAAUGCGUGUUUCUCUAAUGUACAAAUAUUAAUUGUAGUGGAUCUAAAUAGAGACAAAACAAUGUUAGUCUGUUAAAUUUAAAUAUAAAUCUAUAUAUAAUAUAUAAAUCUUUUUGUGAAACCAGAUUAUGGCGAGGAAUGAAAAAACAUUAAAUUACGUUGUGUAAAAGUGAAGUCCUUAGCGUAAAAAAUAAAAUCAUAGAAAAGAUGGAUUGGAUAAUAUCUGAUGAGUUAGGUCUCACUGUGGGGCACCUUGUGGGUUGGGGAGCAGCUGGGGCUAUGAUAAUUGGAGGCAUAGCUCCAUAUAUACCGCAAUAUAGACAAAUACAAAAGACACAAGAUGCAGAAGGAUUUUCAUUGUAUGUUUGUUUAACACUUCUAAUAGCUAAUACUUUGAGGAUUUUAUUCUGGUUUGGAAAACGAUAUGAAAUACCACUUUUAUUACAAAGUAUUGUAAUGAACGUUACAAUGUUUAUUAUGAUUCAUCUAUGUGUAAAUGUGCGCAAGAAAAACCAGAUCAUUCGAGCUCGUGAGAGAAUAUUUACAGGCACAAUAUUCAUGUUAUAUAUACUAUUGUGUUGUAUAAAUGGGUCAGCUCAACCUGAUGAAACAGCCCGAUGGUUAGGACAGCAAAGUGGUGUCACAGGAGGUGAGAAGCCCCGUCGCUUCUAUGAUAUGGAUCGAAAAUACUUCUGGGCAUGGACUGACUUUCAGAGUUAUGUAGACUGUAUGCUAGUAUUCUCAGUAUUGGGGGCAGCUAUAACUUAUUUAUUAAUUGAAGUUUCACCAUUUGUAGAAUUUAUUGGCUUCCUAGCUGUAUUUACAGAAGCUAUGCUUGGUGCGCCACAAAUUUUCAAAAAUCACCAAAACAAAAGCACCGAGGGAAUGAGUGUGAGUAUGGUAAUAAUGUGGACCUGUGGUGAUAUAUUCAAGACGGCUUACUAUGUGAUAAGAGAAGCACCAACACAGUUCUGGGUGUGCGGCAGCCUUCAAGUUACCUUGGAUGUUGUAAUAUUGUUGCAAGUGUGGUGGUAUCGACAUAAUACAGCAGCGGCUCGACGCUUGCGUCGCGGGGACUAGCAAUGGACGGAAACAGACUUAUAGCACUCGCUCAACGCCUUCAGGGUCUAUUGGCCGCCGCUUUGCAAUAUCUUCCAUCCCUUAUGACCAGUAGACACCUAAACAUACAAAAAUGCUGCUUAAAAUUGUAUCUUUUAUUGCGGUUUUAACAUUAUAUAGCAUAUUUAUCUGUAUAAUGCAUGGCCAUGAUGGUUAACCAACCGGUCUGGUAGUGUAUUUACUUUAAAAGGUUUAGACAUUGUUGAUUUUUUAUUACAACUAAACUCACAGAAUUAAAAUAGUUUUGCGGAACUUGUAAUAUUUGAAUUAAAUAGUUAUGAAUAGAUCGAUUUUGAGCAGCUUCUAUGUUUUAGGAGACGUUUCUGUGUAUACACAACAGGAUCAAAGAAUUGACAUUAUUUCGUAAGGGAAGUGACAAUGAUAUUGACAUUCGCAUGACACAUGACCAACAUAGUAUUGAGCGAUUAUCGUGUACGUGCCAAAAAUGCUUAAGUGCCUCUAUUAUGACUACUAAAAAUGUGCAAAAAAUUAAUCAAAAUAAAAAAAAUCGCUAUGAGCUUUUUAUAGCAGGACUGAUUGAAUUUUCCUAUUUAAAGCGUCGACCAGUAACGUAAUUGCUGUAAUGUUUCGUGUUGAUAAAAAAAUAUUUUAUAUAUCAUUCCAGGGAAAACAAUUGCCAAAUGCUUGAUUGUGAUUGGUCUAUAGUAUGUAAAGAGAAAUCUGCAAGGCGUACAUUUUUUCUUACUGACAUUUUAGACCAAUUAAUCAAGUAUGCAAACUUACCGAGUAACUUUAAUAGAGAUCUCGCGGUUUCCUUGGAGAAAAAUAAUUGGGAAUUUUCUCGUUAGAUGACGACAUAAAGGUAGUUUAAACUGAUUUAAAGCACUUUAGAUUUAUAUAUAUAAACCAUAUGUUUUAUGUAUUUGAGAUCUUCAGGUGCUAGAAUUAUCUUGUAUCCCGUGUUAUAUGUAUAGAGUAAUUGCAAAAUUUCUAUCACUUGUUACGAAUAAUAUUGCUUCAAUGGGAGCAUUUUGAACGUGUAUUAUUAUUUUAAGCCAUUUGAUAAUCUGUUGUAUUAGAAAAAUGUGUACAUUUUAUAUGACAUAAUAUCAUUCAUCAUGUCAAACGUUAAAUAAUUGAACGAAUAAAGUUAACGUUAUGUUAAGAAAUUUAAAUGCAAAUAACCAUAAUUGUAUGGUGCUACUAUUAGUAAACGCAAAAGGCUAUUUUAUUUUAUUAUGUUUAUGUUAGUAUUUAGGGAAUUUAUGAAGUUUUUAUAAAUAAUUUUUAAUCUAUGAAUGUUUAGUAUUUAUGUAUUUGUAUAUUAUGUAAAUAUAAUAUAGAGCUCUUACUAAUAAUCAAAUUUAUAGGGAAGUCUUUAAAAAUUUGACUGCACAACUUUAGAUGAAUUAUAUUAACCAGCAACACAAUUAUAUGAGAUAUUGUAGUUUAAAUCUUAAUAUAAUUUUAAAUGGCUUGAUAUCCUGAAACAGCAAGUUCCAACGUACAGAGUUCCAUUACUCAUUUAUUUGACGUUUAAUUUAAAAAAAAUGCUGCUAGUAAAAUAUGUCAAUAGUUUAGUAUGGAAAUUCAUUGCCAUAUAUCGCUCAUGAAAGUUUUUAUCAUACGAAUUGACAUUAACUUGUGUCGAAUCCGUUCUUAUUUUUUCUUACCAAGUCGUUGAUCGUUUUUAUAUGUUGUUAGUCAUGAAGUUAAUAGUAAAUUGUGCAAUGAAACUGUCUGUAUCAGUAUUUUUGUUGUAUUCAAGAAUUAAAUAGUCAUUUUGUAUGCACCUACCAUAGAUUGCAAAUUAGUACAAUUGCCAUAUCUAGUAUUAACUAUACUACUGUUCUCUGAAAUAAUAUACUAACCAAGUCAUUUCUAAUGAAAAAUACCGUUUGUUAGAAACCCAUUUUCAUUAAAAAGCACGUUGUUAGUUAUGACCCAGUAUAAUAUGUUUUUGACAAGUACCAAACGCUUUUUCUUCCUUGACUUUGUUAAACGUUAACGUAUAAUGCGUCCGUUAAGUGUUUAUGAAAUCUUACAGGUGGCGGUUACAAUACUAGUAAUUUGCAUCUAUUUGGCAGGUAAGAGUUUCGACUAUUGUACUGUUGGUAUAGAUACUACGGAAUAUAUUUGACUUAAUCACUAUUAUGACAGAUUUUUCAUACAAACAAACGCAGACGUUAACGUUGAUAGUAUAAAAAGCUCAGAUUAUCUUCCUGCUUCAUUAGUUGAUUAUUUUUGUAAGCGUCGCAUUUAUCGGGAAUAACUAAUUUUACAAUCAGUUUGUACAUAACAGUCAUUUAUUAUAUAUAAAAUUUAUCUAAUUUUUAAUACUUUUAAUGGAGCGUCAAAAAUAAAUAUUGAUGUAUGUUGUGACAUAUGGCGAACGAAUCAACAUUGGCCAUAGAGUAAUAAUAAUUAUUGAAAUCAGUGAAAUUAUUUUUUAUCUAAAUCCCUAAGGGGCUUGAAUCAUACAAAUUGACGAUUUUCAAACAAAUUAUUUUGGCGUUAGUGUCACGCCUGUCGAAAAGUGAUUUUGCCUCCCAAGGUCUUGUAAUAAAAUGUAAAAUAAAUUCAGUUUUUAAAUCUGUCAAAUUUAUUUAUAUGAGAUUAGUUGACAGAAGUCUGCACUAGAUUGUCUUUUAGGUUUGAAAUUUUGCCGUGUUACGUAUUUAAAACAAAAUUUUACAAAAGUACAAGGAGAUGAAACAAAUAAAUUUGUUUUAAUAAUCGAAACAUAGAAAUACCUGUUUGUCUUUUAGAUGGGUCAAAUAGAAUAGCAGAAAAAAAUAGACGCAAAAUCUUUCGUAUGAGUUGUAUAAAGUCGCUUUUAUAAAAAAUAUGUGAACGAAAUAUUGAGAGAAUAUUGGUACAUAUCAUUUAUGUACAAAAUGGUAUUUAUUAAACGAUUUAUAAAUUCAAUUGUCAUUCAAUUAAUAAUGAUUUUAGGAUUAAGAAACGUACAGCUGUUGUGAUUUUAGAUGUUAACUUUUCUUAAUAAAGUUGUUUGUUUAGAG
Pieris brassicae (large cabbage white) is the source of this 4421-nucleotide messenger RNA. RefSeq names its product solute carrier family 66 member 2. The coding region runs from base 526 to 1398 and encodes 290 amino acids. The record is from RefSeq and is a predicted model, not a curated record. Gene Ontology annotation, cellular component: endosome; trans-Golgi network. Gene Ontology annotation, biological process: phospholipid translocation; retrograde transport, endosome to Golgi. The transcript has 6 exons. Lineage: Eukaryota; Metazoa; Arthropoda; Insecta; Lepidoptera; Pieridae.